Messenger RNA from Colletotrichum phormii, 4239 nucleotides. RefSeq names its product tetratricopeptide. The coding region runs from base 1 to 4239 and encodes 1412 amino acids. Gene Ontology annotation, molecular function: protein binding. The transcript has 2 exons. The record is from RefSeq and is a predicted model, not a curated record. Gene Ontology annotation, cellular component: Ski complex. Lineage: Eukaryota; Fungi; Ascomycota; Sordariomycetes; Glomerellales; Glomerellaceae.
AUGUCUGGGGCCAAGGCCGUACUCAAGGCCAUUGGCGACUCUGUGAAGCAGCAAAAAUGGGAUGAUGCUAUCCAGAAGGCGACUGAGUUUCUUGAGCGAGAGCCAAAGAACUACCAAGCGACCAUCUUCCUUGCUUUUGCCCUCGACAAGAAGAACCGCGUCGAUGACUCAGAGAAGGCUUACAAGUCUGCGGCUUCGCUACGACCGAAGGACAGCCAGGCGUGGCAAGGUCUCAUCAAGCUCUACGAGAAGCAGGACCGCAAACGCUUAACCGCCUACCAGCAGGCCGCCAUCAGCUUAGCUGAGAUUUACCGAGAUGCAGAAGACAUGUACAAGUGCCAAGAUGUCAUUGAUAAGUUCAUUGACUUUGCGAGGUCUCAAGGGGAUACGUCGCAAUACGUCGAAGCUCUCAGUGUCAUCCUUCCCGGAAGUCCAAUUUACCCUGCUCUCGAAGGUCGCGUCCCGCACCCGGCCAAAACCUACGAGACCAUGGCACAAAUAAUCGAGGUCGACGAGAAGAAGCGGAUAAACACCCUCAUUGGCGAACGACGGACAAGGAUUGGCGCACGCGUGGCCGAGGUCACUCUUGAGGUCAAGCGUGAAGUCAUGGCUCAGAGCAAGCUGGAGUUCGUCUACCACCAGCUGAUCAACUGGACAAAUGAUGACGACCUCCGGCGAAAGUAUGAAGAAAAGCUUCUUCAAUACUGCUAUGACCGUCUGCUGGUUGCACCACAUGGCCCGGAAAAGGGUCAGGCUCUUCAAGCUGUCCUGAAACUGGCGCUUGACAUGGUCAUCAUCAAGCACCCCUUCCGGCUUGCCUGGGAGAUUGCCAUUGACUACAAGGACGCAAAAGAGAUCAAGGAAUGGGACGUCAAUAUGCUGAGAGACUAUUGCUCAUUCUUCCCAGAGACCGAUCUCUACAAAGUCAUCACCGGCUUUCUGACAAGUAGCAUCUCUCCCUUCCCCAAGCCAACACCCGCAGCUCUCGAAGCAGAGGAAACUGAGGAAGAGAGCGAGGACGAUGAGGGUGGUGGCGUAUCUAUGGUGCCGCUCACGGAACAGGAUAGAAUCCUGAUGAUGACGGAGGGCAUCACUACGUCCAACUCACUGUUCGCUCAUCGUUUGAUGGGAGAGUACUACCAGCAUUUGGAGGAACACGAAACGACGGUGGAGCUGAUGCGCAAGUCGAUGGGACACAUCAAGACGGAGAGAAACAAGACUGGCAUGACGUUCCAGAAUACCAAUGAUGCCUUCUCUUUGUACUUGGCAACAGGCUUGGUGUUCUUUCAGUCGCCUAGACACCACACUGAGGCAAAGACGCUGUUUGAAGGGGUUCUAUCACAUGAUCCGUCGUCAACUCCAGCAUUGAUUGGUGUCGGUCUCAUCUACGAAGAGGAGGAGGACUACGACGACGCUAUCGAUUUCUUUGGACGUGCUCUGAAGAGAGAUCCGUCCAACCUGCGGGUUAAGACCGAAUCUGCCUGGGUUCAGGCGCUCAAGGGAGACUAUGACACCGCAAAGGCAGAGCUGGAGGAGUCGCUGCCCCUAAUUGAGGAGUUGCCAACGCCUUCUAAGGAACUUCUCGCACAAACACAGUACCGUCUGGGCUCUUGCAUUUGGAACAUUGAUACAUCCAAGGCAGCCCGCAAGAGCCGCAACGGCGCUUACUUGUACUUCUUGGACGCCUUGAAGAACAAUCUCAACUUUGCGCCCGCCUACACGAGUCUCGGUGUUUACUACGCCGACUACGCCAAGGACAAGAAGAGAGCCAGACGCUGCUUCCAGAAGGCUGUGGAACUCUCUGCCUCCGAAGUCGAAGCCGCCAAGCGUCUUGCCGAGUCCUUUGCCGACGAAGGCGACUGGGACAGAGUCGAGCUCGUGGCUCAACGUGUGGUUGAUUCUGGAAAGGUUAAGCCGCCCCCGGGCUCCAAGAGGAAGGGUAUCAGCUGGCCUUUAUCCGCCCUCGGUGUGGCAGAGCUGAACAAGCAGGACUUUCACAAGUCUAUUGUGUCCUUCCAAUCUGCACUGAGAAUCCACCCAGAGGAUUACCACUCGUGGGUUGGCCUGGGCGAAAGCUACUACUCCUCCGGCCGGUACAUCGCAGCUACCAAGGCGAUUCUCAACGCGCAGAAAUUAGAGGAGACUGCGCCUGCGGAGACUCUGGGCGACACUUGGUUCACCAAGUACAUGCUUGCUAAUGUGAAGCGUGAGCUGGCUGAGUUCGAUGAGGCCAUCGCUCUCUACCAGGAUGUCAUCGACGGCCGCCCUGAUGAGGACGGAGUUGCCAUUGCCCUGAUACAGACCAUGGUCGACAGUGCUCUUGACAGCGUAGAAAAGGGCCUGUUUGGCAAGGCGGUGCACCUCGCCAUCGACACGAUAGACUUUGCCUCAAAGGCCGCUGCUAGCGUCACCGAGACCUUCAACUUCUGGAAGUCGCUCGCUGGUGCUUGUUCCGUCUUCUCCGCAGUGCAAAGCCGAGCAGUCGACUUCCCAGCAGAUGUCAUCAUGACACUCAUCGACAGCGGCGACAAGGAGGCAUAUGAUCUCUUUGCUGACGUGGAUAACGUCGGAACUGGGGUCAUCUCUGCAAAGGGCUUGUUCUCUGAAGACGAGAGACUCGGUGUUACCCUGACAAGAUGCAUCCACGCAACACUCUUGUGUCACAAGCGGGCAAUCCACGUUUCCGCAAACGAUUUGCAUGCCCAAGCAGUGGCAUACUACAACCUUGGCUGGGCCGAGCACCGAGCUCACAUUUGCCUACCCUCGAGCAUCCGGAAGAAGUCGAGCGUUUACUUGAAGACGGCUAUGAAGUGCUUCAAGCGCGCCAUUGAGCUGGAAGCCGGCAACUCGGAUUUCUGGAACUCUCUGGGUGUCGUGACGAGCGAGGUCAGCCCGGCCGUCUCGCAGCACUCGUUCGUCCGCAGCUUACACUUGAACGAGAGAAGCCCGGCAACCUGGACCAACCUCGGUACCCUGGCUCUUCUCCAGAACGACGUGCAGCUCGCGAAUGAAGCCUUUAACAGGGCGCAAUCGACUGAUCCCGACUACGCGCACGCGUGGCUCGGCCAGGGCUUCGUGGCACUUUUGUACGGAAAGGUCAAGGAGGCCAGGGGCUUGUUCACGCACGCCAUGGAGAUCGCCGAGGCGUCUUCAGUCCUCACCAGACGCCAGUACUCGGUGGCGGUGUUCGACUUCAUCCUGGGCACGACAUCCGCGAACGUCGCCUCCCUGAUUCAGCCAAUCUUUGCUCUUGGUCAGCUAAACAGUCUGAAGCCCCAAGACCUCGCCUACGGACACCUGUCGAGCAUGUUCCUGGAGCGGACCCACGAUACCGGCAAAGCAGUGGAGAUGCUCGAGAAGAUCUGCGGCAUCCUGGAGUCCGACUACGAAGACACCGAGUCCCCGCAGGCCCUCGCGCACUUCGCGCUGGCCAAGACCGACCUGGCGCGGUCUUACCUCGCCUCGGGCGCGUUCGAGCAGGCGAUCGAGUGCGGCGAGAUGGCCAUCCAGCUGAGCGCCGACGAGUCCGACAACGAGCUGAGCAAGGAAGAGCGCAAGAAGGCGCGCCUCUCGGCGCACUUGACCGUCGGAUUGGCGCAGUACUACAGUGAGGACGUCAACGAGGCGCUCCUGUGCUUCGAAUCUGCCCUUGAAGAGUCCGACAACCCCGACGCCGUCUGCCUUCUCGCGCAGGUGCUCUGGGCCACGGGCGCCGAAGAGUCCCGCGAAAAGGCCCGCGGCGCGCUCUUCGAGGUCAUUGAGAAGCAGCCCGACCACGUCCAGUCCGUCCUCCUGCUCGGUGUCAUCGCCAUCCUCGACAACGACGAGGAGUCGGUCGAGGCCGUCGUGUCCGAGCUGCAGGGUCUUCGGACCAGCCACAACGUCGGGGACGCGGAACAGUCGCAGAUCGGCGAGGUCCUGAACGCUAUCGCGAAGCUCGGGGACACAAGCAUAGAGGAGGACGUUAUGACCCAGAUCCAGACGGAUAUCAUGCUUUAUCCUCACCUGCCUCACGGCUGGUCGAAUCUGGCUGAGUUUAGCGGGGAGCAGCAUGCUUCUGCGAUGGCGUUGACGGUGGCCAAGAAGGGAGCGCCGCCUAGAGGUACCCUUGAGGCGGAGAGUUUGGCAAAGGCAUAUGCUGGGACGGGAGUUGCGGCGGAUGCCCAGACGGCCAUUUUCUUGGCUCCUUGGAAGCCUGAUGGCUGGAACUCACUGCGAGAGGCUGUGUACGGCAAUUAG